Messenger RNA from Sus scrofa (pig), 2951 nucleotides. It is a transcript of the gene PABPC1L, whose product is annotated as poly(A) binding protein cytoplasmic 1 like. Gene Ontology annotation, molecular function: RNA binding. The record is from RefSeq and is a predicted model, not a curated record. Lineage: Eukaryota; Metazoa; Chordata; Mammalia; Artiodactyla; Suidae.
GGGCCGUAAAAGCCGGGGGCCGACGCGGGUGGGAAGAGCCCUGCCGCCCCGCGCGUCCCCGCUGCCGAGGCUCCCGCCGGGGUGAGCGCACGCGGGCGCCGAGCGCGGGGCCGCGCCCACCAUGAACGCCAGCGGCCCGGGCUACCCGCUCGCCUCGCUCUACGUGGGCGACCUGCACCCCGACGUGACGGAGGCCAUGCUCUAUGAGAAGUUCUCGCCCGCCGGCCCCAUCCUGUCCAUCCGCGUGUGCCGCGACGUGGCCACCCGCCGCUCGCUGGGCUAUGCCUACAUCAACUUCCAGCAGCCCGCCGACGCGGAACGGGCACUGGACACAAUGAACUUCGAGGUGAUCAAAGGCCAGCCCAUCCGAAUCAUGUGGUCCCAGCGAGACCCAGGACUUCGCAAGUCUGGUGUGGGCAACGUCUUCAUCAAGAACCUAGAGGACUCCAUUGACAACAAGGCCUUGUAUGACACCUUCUCCACCUUCGGGAACAUCCUCUCUUGCAAGGUGGUGUGCGACGAUCAUGGCUCUCGAGGCUUCGGCUUUGUCCAUUUUGAGACCCACGAAGCUGCACAGAACGCCAUCCGCACCAUGAACGGGAUGCUGCUGAAUGACCGCAAAGUCUUCGUUGGCCACUUCAAGUCCCGACGGGAGCGGGAGGCGGAGCUGGGAGCUCGGGCCUUGGAGUUCACCAACAUCUACGUGAAGAACCUCCACGUGGACGUGGACGAGCGUUGCCUGCAGGACCUCUUCUCCCAGUUUGGGAAGAUUCUGAGUGUCAAGGUGAUGAGGGAUGACAGCGGCCACUCCCGAGGCUUUGGCUUUGUCAACUUUGAGAAGCAUGAGGACGCCCAGAAGGCGGUGACAGACAUGAAUGGGAAGGAGGUGAGCGGGCGGCUGCUCUACGUGGGCCGGGCCCAGAAGCGGGUGGAGCGGCAGAAUGAGCUGAAGCGCAGGUUCGAGCAGAUGAAGCAGGACCGGCUGACCCGCUACCAGGGCGUGAACCUGUAUGUGAAGAACCUGGAUGACUCCAUCGAUGACGAGAAACUGAGGAAGGAGUUUGCUCCCUAUGGAAUGAUCACCAGUGCCAAGGUGAUGACAGAGGGUGGCCACAGCAAAGGGUUUGGCUUUGUGUGUUUUUCCUCUCCAGAAGAGGCGACGAAGGCCGUGACAGAGAUGAAUGGGCGCAUCGUGGGCACCAAGCCACUGUAUGUGGCUCUGGCCCAGCGCAAAGAGGAGCGGAAAGCCAUCCUGACCAACCAGUACAUUCAGCGCCUCUCCACUAUGCGGGCCCUGGGCAGCCCCCUCUUGGGCUCCCUGCAGCAGCCCACCAGCUACUUCCUCCCCGCUGUGCCCCAGCCUCCAGCCCAGUCGCCAUACUAUGCCUCUGGCCCACCCGUCCAGCCUCCCCCCAGGUGGACAGCCCAGCCACCCAGGCCCUCGUCCGCCUACCCACCUGCUGCCUCAGUGGUCCGGCCAGCAGCCGUGUCUCGGCGCCCCUCCGUCCCCAUCAGCAGCUCCAGGCAGGUCUCCAUCCACGUGCCACGCCCGGUGCCCCAGACCCAGGGAGUAGCCAACAUUGGUACCCAGACCACAGGACCUGGCGUGAUGGGAUGUGCUACACCAAGCGGGCCUCUCCUGACCCACAAAUGUUGUUCAGCAACGCACAACAGUCCCAGGGUCCAGGAGCCUGGUGUGCGCGUCCCCAGACAGGAGCCCCUGACGGCGUCCGUGCUGGCUGCAGCCCCGCUCCACGAGCAAAAGCAGAUGAUUGGUGAGCGUCUCUACCCCCUUAUCUACAAUAUGCACACGCAGCUGGCCGGCAAGAUCACGGGGAUGCUGCUGGAGAUUGACAACUCGGAGCUGCUGCUCAUGCUGGAGUCCCCGGAGUCCCUCAGUGCCAAGGUUGAAGAGGCUUUGGCGGUGUUGCAGGCCCACCAGGCCAUGGAGCGAGUGCACGUGCGCUGAGACCAGAAAAUGGAAUCCUCAGCCCUUGGCUGAUGGAGCGACCAGCAUCUCCUGCUCUUGGCUCUAGGGCCUUGUGAACUGUUAACUUCCCCGCUGGGCUGUAUCUGUACUUGAGCUUUUUGUGGAAUGAGGGCUGGUCACCCAGCCAGCCUCUUAUCUGUUGCUUUGUGUAUUAAAAGUGUUGCAAACUCCGUCUUGUCUCCCAGGAGGCCUUCUUGUGUCAGAGGGAAGCGGGCAGAGCAAAGGGUGGCUUGGACAGGGUCGGGACCUCGGCUUCAAGGAACAGACACCCACAGUGCGCCGAGCACAGAGCGGGGGUAAAGCCUGCACCUGACAGAGGAGGGCCUCUGGUAAUAGCCCCCAGGGAGCAGCUGCCACCCGCCAACGGCGCAGCGGGGACUACAGGGUUGUCAUCACAGCACAGAGAAAACGAGCUGCAGCUUCAGGCACCCACACGUUCCUGGACGCCAGUCUCGAGCAGGCGAACGCCCUGGGAGCGGCACCUGCAUCUACACUCCUGGCUGAGUGACUGGGGGGUUGCUGACGCUCUACUCCUAUAGAAAGGCUUUAGGGUACCCCCCCAGGGUGGGGAUCUUCCUCCCCUACAGGGAGAAAAACCUCUUCAGGUAAUAAAUCCAGAUACCUGCCGUACAGGCCCCAAGAAAAGAAUGUCAGGUGUGACUAGAUGUCACCUCUAAACCUGCCCCUAAUCAAAGUGAUGCCUGAAGAAAGAAAAGGGGUACAGCUGCCUGCUUUGAAAUGGUCCCUGGAUCAGACCCAUGAGUGUAUCUGUGACGUUAAAAAUCCGCUUCAGCCUGGAGGUCUGACUGCUCUGAAGGUAGGCUCGGCCCUCGGCAGAAGCAGCAAGCCAAGGGCUGCUGUGAUGCAGGAGCAAAGGGCUGAAAAACCCUGUGGGCUCUGCUUUAUGGAGUCAUCAAUCUUCUCCUUAGGGGGAGGGACCCCUUUCCUCCACAGGGUCGAA